This is a messenger RNA of Salvia splendens (bonfire salvia), 3026 nucleotides long. RefSeq names its product two-component response regulator-like APRR5. The record is from RefSeq and is a predicted model, not a curated record. The transcript has 8 exons. NCBI's taxonomy places the organism in Eukaryota, Viridiplantae, Streptophyta, Magnoliopsida, Lamiales, Lamiaceae. Gene Ontology annotation, molecular function: protein binding. Gene Ontology annotation, biological process: cytokinin-activated signaling pathway; phosphorelay signal transduction system. Bases 16 to 2301 code for a protein of 761 amino acids.
GAUAACAUCACAAUUAUGUCGAAAAAAAAAGAAAUCGGAGAUGAAAAUACUGAGAAAAAGGCGACUCCAUUUCUGAGAUAUUUUGGUGCUGAAGAAAGCAUAAUUCUCCAAUCGAUUCAGUUGUUGAUCCUUGCUCACAUUGCCACUCCUCUUCCUCCUCCUCCUCUCAAACCACCACCAAUCUCCAAAGGAAUGGGACAAGUUGUGUUGAGCAAUGAAGGCGGAGCCGUAGAGAUGGAAGCAGCCGCAGCUGAAAGCGAUCGCCGCCAGAAUAUCACGUCUGACGCCGCGGAAAACGUCGCUGCGGCGGAGGAUGCUGCCGGCAGCUCAUCUCUCGUCCGGUGGGAGAGGUUUCUGCCGAAAUUGGCUUUGCGAGUGUUGUUGGUAGAAGCUGAUGAUUCCACUCGACAGAUCAUUGCUGCGCUUCUCAGGAAAUGUAGCUACAAAGUUGCGGCAGUGUCUGAUGGUUUAAAAGCAUGGGAGGUAUUGAAAGCGCGAGCUGAGAACAUUGAUCUUAUUCUGACAGAAGUUGAAUUGCCAUCAAUCUCUGGAUAUGCUCUUCUCACUUUAAUUAUGGAGCAUGAUAUUUGCAAAAAAAUUCCAGUGAUAAUGAUGUCUUCGUAUGACUCGGUCAGUAUAGUUUACAAAUGCAUGCUGAGAGGUGCAGCUGAUUUUCUCGUAAAGCCUGUAAGGAAAAACGAGCUCAGGAACUUGUGGCAGCAUGUGUGGAGGAAACAACAAUCAAGUGGUGCUGGCCGUGUACCUCUAGAUGAGAGCAUGGCUCAACAAAAGAUCGAAGCUACAGCCGAGAACAAUGCUACUAGUAAUCAUUCAAGUCAACAGAAAAUUGAAGCCACAGCUGAGAACAAUGCUGCUAGUAAUCAUUCGAGUGGUUAUAGGGCAUGCGUUCAGAGAAAUAGGGAGUGCAUCGAGAAAGGAACCGAUGCCCAGAGUUCAUGCACGAGACCAGAGCUGGAAACUGAUGAACCAGAUGUUGAGCAACUAAAUUCCCUCUUACAACCAAAAACCAAUAAAUGCCUUUCAGACGACGUAAAUAAAUAUGUGCACAAAGAAUGUCAAGAAGAAAUUAAAAGAACAGGAGCUCAUGAUAAUGAGGGGGGAGGGCUGCAGAUUGUGGCUAGCAUAGAUGUUAGCAAUGAAACGACACGAGGACAGGACAAGAAUUCUGCUUCGGAACAAGUUAAUGUCAAUGGUCAGAGUGCUAUGAAUAAUCAUGUCAGAGAGGCUAUUGACUUGAUUGGAGCUUUUAGUAACUGUUGUAAAGGCACUUUGGCUAGUCCCGCCUCAGAUACUAGCACGAACAAGUUUGAUACUUUGCCACUGUUGGAUCUGUCUUUGAGAGGAUCUCAUCCUAGUGGCUCAGUGAAUCAAGAAAAUGACGAAACCCACAGGAUAAACCAUUCCGAUGCAUCAGCAUUCUCUCGGUAUGUCAACAAGUCAUUGCCCAAUUCCACAUCUCGAAGCACUUGUAAUCAACAGAAAGACCUCGAGACCAAUUCUGAGAAACAACAAUCCAAUCAUACCCCUGAGUACACUUCCGAUGCACAUGGUUCAAGAAUAAGCUCACAGAAAUGUGCUUCUGUGACUGGGAUCCAACCCGAACUACCUGAAACUCCAUUUUCCGACCCUCAGCUAAAAGAAACAUCUCAACCAUUUCCAGUUAGAGGCGUAAGAUUUGAAAAUGUGAUCAACGGCUUAGGUGCUGUGAUGCCUGAAAUGCAUUCUGCACAGUCUGGCCUGUCGCCUUUGCCUAGUCCAGGCGCAGCUAGUAACUCACAACCUUUUGCUUAUUCGAAUCCUUUCCAUCAAACAGACCAUCAACCUGCAAAUACCCAGAGUGUUCGUGACCUUCUUGAUCAAAGGAUCAACUGUACCAUGCAUCAGACUGAUAAUAAACAAGGGCAGGAGCAGGAAACUUUUGAGGAUACGGGACAUGUUUCUUUUGCCAAUGAUCAGAGUCGUAACAGUGGUUUCUAUAACGGCUAUACAAGCCACCAUCACAGCGUAGGUUCUGGUGACAUCAGCAAGAUUAAUUCGAUCUCAGUUGUCAAUGCCACAUCAGACGUUGCUAGCGAAGAUGGAGUUCAUGUUCAUGAUAGUACAUCAAGCCGUUCCGUGCAGAGAGAAGCAGCUCUAAAAAAAUUCAGACUGAAGAGGAAGGAGAGAUGCUUUGAAAAGAAGGUGCGCUAUGAAAGCAGAAGGAAGCUGGCUGAGCAGCGUCCUCGUGUAAGAGGACAGUUUGUGCGUCAUGUACACGAUGAUGCUCAACCCGGGAGCUGACCACCGGGUUAGCUCAACAUCCUCUUACAAUUUUAGAUACUUAGGUGGAAAUAAUUAGAUUGGUCGGUUAGAUGGUGGUAAUUGUUAGUACAAAGUAGCAGUGUUCCAACGGCUUAUGAAAAAUGGCUGGUUACCAUGUAAUUUAUGUCGCUUUGUUUAGGCGUUUACUACGUAGAAACGUGGUUUCUCCUCCCUUUUCAUCUUGAUUUGUAGAUAUAUCAAGCAGUGACGGAUUCGAGAAACAGAACUCGUGAGGUCGGAGCUUCCGGACGUGGAGUUGAUGGUGACUCAAAAGACCGAAUUUAAUAGAUUUUCCGGGUACUCAUGGGCCAACCGGUGCGACCCCACUUCCAUCCGUCCCUGGAUAUAAUGUUAGUUAAUAGCCAUAUCCCGCUCCAUCACUCCCGAUACUCCCAUUCCGCAAUUCUUUCAAGAUCAUCGACGUGCAUUGCCUCCUUGUUCUGAAACAAUCAGCCAGUCGACCCAUCUCUAGCUGCUGGAAGACUGCCCGUUGGGUUUCACGGUCACCGGCGGCCUCAGGUGGAAAUUCCCGAAUUGGAUAUCAAGGAGAUAUAGAUUCUAUGUAGGCUGUAUAACUGUUUUGGUUGUUUAUCUAACAAUAAGAACUUCAGUAUGUUUUUGUAUGAUUAAAUAUUGGCUAAUAUUAAAAGGGGGUGUUAAUCAGAUCACUCGAUGUAAAUAAUUAAAUUAAUUUGUUGUUGAUC